Molecule: messenger RNA, 3069 nt
Organism: Sphenostylis stenocarpa
Lineage: Eukaryota; Viridiplantae; Streptophyta; Magnoliopsida; Fabales; Fabaceae
Source: the annotation of a GenBank genome assembly
AUGCGAACUGGGAUACCCCAAGUGCAAAGUUCCACGCUUUUUGUUCCUUCUCACUUAGUUGAUCACUUCCCGGAUUCUGUCACAGUUCAAUUUCGCAAUUUUCAACUCUUGAGAUUCAUGCGAGAGCUGUUUGGAGGUUGCUCCUUUAAGGGAGGUAGCGCAAUUAUAAUGUUCAGAAUCAAAGAAUGUUUCUUGGUUUUGGUUUUCUUUGGUGUAUGGCUUGUGUUUGAUAAAACUCAACACCACGCACUUCUGUUGGAUCACAAUGAAGACUUUUGCCUUGAACUCGGGGUUGAAGUAGUACUUUCUGGGUUGAGAGUUGUGAACCCUGCCCAGUUUCUCACAAGCUGUUGUAUGGUGCCUCCGGGGCCACCCACUCCCAUUGGUGGUGCCCAGUCUGUUUCACCCUCUCUUUUAAGAUCAAAUUCUGGAAUGCUAGGAGCUCAAGGGGGUCCCAUGCCGUCGCAGACAUCUUUCCCUUCGCUUGUAUCUCCCCGUACUCAGUUCAACAACAUGAACAUUCUAGGAAAUAUGUCCAAUGUGACUUCCAUACUGAAUCAAUCUUUCCCAAAUGGAGUUCCGAAUCCCGGGCUAUCUGGUCCAGGAAGUAGCCAACGUGGAGCAAUUGAUUCUGGAGCUGAAACAGAUCCACUCUCCACAGUUGGUAAUGGAAUGAGCUUCAAUAAUUCUUCUUCCACGUUUGUACAGCCAAAUAUAGUUAAUGCUGCUUCCUCUGGUCAAGGUCAGGGUCAACAAUUUUCAAACUCUUCUAGUAACCAUAUGUUGCCAGAUCAACAACAUUCUCAACAGCUUGAACCUCAAAAUUUCCAACACAGUCAGCAGUCAAUACAACAGUUCUCUGCUCCCCUAAAUGCACAGCAACUGCCACCACAACAGCAUUUUCAAUCAAUUCGAGGAGGUAUAAGUGGUAUGGGACCAGUAAAGCUAGAACCCCAGGUAAGCAACGAUCAACUUGGACAGCAGCAGCAGCCACCGUUGCAAUCAUUAAGGAAUCUUACUUCAGUGAAAUUAGAGCCACAACAAAUGCAGACAAUGAGAACACUGGGACCUGUUAAAAUGGAGCCUCAUUCUGAUCAACCAUUAUUUUUGCAGCAACAACAGCAACAACAACAACAAUUCCUCCACAUGUCAAGUCAAUCAUCGCAGGCUGCUGCUGCCCAGAUCAAUCUUUUGCGCCAUCACAGGCUUUUACAGUUACAACAACAACACCAGCAGCAACAAAUCUUGAAGGCAAUGCCUCAACAACGGUCCCCACUACCACAGCAAUUUCAACAGAACUUGCCAAUGAGAUCUCCUGUGAAACCAGCCUAUGAACCUGGAAUGUGUGCUAGGCGGCUGACACAUUACAUGUAUCAGCAACAGCAUAGACCUGAAGAUAACAAUAUUGAGUUCUGGAGAAAGUUUGUUGCCGAGUAUUUUGCUCCUAAUGCCAAGAAGAAAUGGUGCGUUUCUAUGUAUGGAAGUGGAAGACAAACAACUGGAGUUUUCCCUCAGGAUGUAUGGCACUGCGAAAUAUGUAAUCGCAAGCCUGGACGUGGUUUUGAAGCAACUGUCGAGGUUCUUCCCCGGCUUUUCAAGAUAAAGUAUGAAAGUGGUACCUUGGAAGAACUACUUUAUGUUGACAUGCCUCGUGAAUAUCAUAAUUCGUCUGGUCAGAUUGUUCUAGACUAUGCAAAAGCAAUACAAGAAAGUGUUUUUGAGCAACUACGCGUUGUUCGGGAUGGUCAACUUCGAAUAGUUUUCUCUCCAGACCUGAAGAUAUGUUCUUGGGAAUUUUGUGCUAGGCGCCAUGAGGAGCUAAUACCCAGGAGAUUGUUAAUACCACAGGUUAGCCAGCUUGGAGCAGUUGCUCAAAAAUACCAGGCUUUUACUCAAAAUGCAACACCCAAUAUAUCUGUUCCAGAAUUACAGAACAAUUGCAAUAUGUUUGUUGCAUCAGCCCGUCAGUUGGCUAAAGCCUUAGAAGUUCCAUUGGUUAACGAUUUAGGAUACACAAAGAGAUAUGUCCGCUGCCUACAGAUAUCAGAAGUUGUAAAUAGUAUGAAAGACUUGAUAGAUUACAGCAGAGAAACUGCAACUGGACCUAUGGAUAGCUUGGCAAAAUUCCCUCGGAGAACAAAUGGUUCAUCUGGACCUCGUGGUCAAGCACAACAGCAUGAACAACAAUUACAGCAACAGCAACAAAUGGUGGCCCAUAACUCAAAUGGCGAUCAAAACUCAGUACAAGCUGCUGCCAUGCAAAUUGCUUCUAGCAAUGGUAUGGUCAGUGUAAAUAACAACGUCAACUCAGCAUCCACAUCAACCACCACAAGUACUAUUGUUGGACUUCUCCACCAGAACUCAAUGAAUUCUAGACAACAAAGUUCAAUGAACAAUGCAAGCAGUCCAUACGGAGGUAGUUCUGUUCAGAUUCCGUCCCCAGGUUCCUCCAAUACGGUGCCCCAGGCCCAGCCAAACUCUUCCCCUUUUCAAUCUCCAACCCCAUCUUCUAACAACCCUCCACAAACGUCUCACCCUACUUUAACAUCUGCCAAUCACAUGAGUACAACUAACUCACCAGCUAAUAUUUCCAUGCAACAGCAGCAGCCAUCUAUUUCUGGUGAUCCUGACCCUAGUGAUACUCAAAGCUCAGUCCAGAAAAUCAUACAUGAAAUGAUGAUGUCCUCACAUAUUAACGGCACAGGUGGAAUGGUCGGUGUUGGUUCUCUUGGAAAUGAUGUGAAAAAUUUAAAUGGUAUUCUGCCAGUGAGUGCCAAUACAGGGCUUAAUGGUGGAAAUGGCUUGAUGGGUAACGGCUCAAUGAACAAUAAUUCAGGCGUUGGGAUUGGUAAUUAUGGCACAAUGGGUCUUGUUCAAUCCGGUAUGCCUAAUGGAAUGAGAGCUGCUAUGGUAAAUAAUUCAAUCUUGAAUGGAAGGGGAGGAAUGGCAUCUCUUGCUCGGGAUCAAGCAAUGCAUCAUCAGCCGGAAUUGUCAAACCAACUACUUAGUGGGCUAGGGGCAGUAAAUGGUUUUAAUAAUCUUCAAUUUGAUUGGAAACCUUCUCCUUGA